Solenopsis invicta (red fire ant) is the source of this 5487-nucleotide messenger RNA. It is a transcript of the gene Qsox1, whose product is annotated as sulfhydryl oxidase 2. Bases 325 to 2304 code for a protein of 659 amino acids. Gene Ontology annotation, cellular component: Golgi membrane. The record is from RefSeq and is a predicted model, not a curated record. The transcript has 4 exons. Gene Ontology annotation, biological process: protein folding. NCBI's taxonomy places the organism in Eukaryota, Metazoa, Arthropoda, Insecta, Hymenoptera, Formicidae. Gene Ontology annotation, molecular function: protein disulfide isomerase activity; flavin-dependent sulfhydryl oxidase activity.
GUUCACGCCAGUUCACGCCACAACGUCAGUUGAUUACAGAUGAUACUUGACAUCAGUGCGGGCAUUAUUUGUGAGAGGAGGUACUCAAAGGUAGUCAGGUUAUGUCGAUCAUAUCGUGUCGUAUAUGUACAUAUAUGCGUACAUCAAUGUAAAUUAGUAAAUUAGGAGAUCACUCCCUCUAAUGUUAAGGUUGAAUCGACGAGGUCUCAUAUCGCUCGACGUGUCGGCUGACUGGAAACGCAUCUGUAACGGAAGAUACGAACUAAUACAUAUAAAAAGAAGAAGAAGUGAUUGAAUUCUAAUGUCAAUUAUUGGAAACGCACGAUGGAGCAACUAGAAGUAAGGAUUGUACUAAGAUUGUGCCUACUCAACAUUUUAACAAUAAACUGGAGCAGUGCAGCUGCAAUAGGUCCUAAAGAUCAAUAUCAAAGUCUGAUUAGCCUAGGUGGUCAAGGCUUAUACAAUGCCAGUGACGAUGUAGUAGUACUCAAUGCCACAAAUUUCAAGGCAAAUGUUUAUGGGAGCACUAAGAGCUGGCUAGUCGAGUUUUACAAUAGUUGGUGCGGCUUUUGUUACAGAUUUGCACCAACAUGGAAAGCUUUGGCGAGUGACAUUCUACCUUGGAAUGACAUUGUCAUCGUUGCGGCCAUAGAUUGUGCUGACGAUGAUAAUAAUCCAAUCUGUCGCGAGUACGAAAUCAUGCACUAUCCAAUGUUGAAAUAUUUCUCUAUAAACGCGCACCCACCGUCCUUGGGUAUAGUAAUAGAAAAAGGGGACAGCGUUGAUUCAGUGAGGCAUAAUUUAAUUAGUAGGCUCGAAACGGAACAACAGGAAGGACGAGGAUCUACUUGGCCUAAUAUUGCGCCGUACAGGAACGUCGAAAUAACGGACAUAUGGAAAACAACGUCUAGCAGUGUAAAGUAUUUCUUCCUGAUUUUCGAAAGCACAGAUUCACAUUUGGGCGCAGAAAUCAUUCUCGAUCUCCAUAAAAUCAGCAGUUUACAGAUACGCAGGGUGACUUCCGACAAUGAAUUAUUGUGCGUGAUGAACAAGGUCACCAAAUUUCCCACUUUGAUAGCCUUCGGCCGUAAUGAGUCGCAGAGAAUCGUCAGCAUAAAAAUACCGACGAGACAAGGAGUUCGACGAGUCAUCAAGGAUUACGUGAUCGCGAGAGGAGUGAACAUCAACGAGGCGGGUACGACAGUGUCUCGUGACAUCGUGCCAAACACGGGAAACACGCAUCGAACAACAAUUGCAACGAUUGCUAAGAAUCACGAAGUAGUAGAGGAACAACUAUUAUCAUCGAGGAAACUUGAUGAUUAUUUAUACCAGCUCGAUCUAGAGAGUGCGCUACGUUUCUCGAUCAAUCACGAGAUACCCUUAAUGAAGUCGAUAGACGGUGAAAAAAUGCAGGCGUUACGAGGAUACCUUGCGCUUUUAGCGGCGUAUUUUCCUCUGCAACGUAAUAACGUGUAUUUGGAGGUAAUACGCGAUGUUGUCGAGAAGAAAAAUACCUUGACUGGCGAGGAAUUCAGCCAGGUGGCGAGAACGACGGAGGAGGAGAUGUCGCCGGUGUACUCGGGAGCGCCCCGUCAGUGGAUAGGCUGCAAGGGCAGCAUGGAUUCAUAUCGUGGAUAUCCCUGCGGAUUAUGGACCAUGUUUCACAUGCUAACCGUGAAUUUCGCACUGGAGCGUCAUAAAGACGUUACUCGGGCUCUCUCACGAGAUCCUGCGGCGGUGCUGCGAGCGAUGUACGACUACAUCAGGAAUUUCUUUGGCUGUGCUGACUGCGCCGCGCAUUUCGUAGAGAUGGCCAACAAAAACAAGAUAUUCAAUGUGCGCAGUAAGGACGAGGCCGUACUCUGGUUGUGGCGAGCGCACAAUCAAGUGAACGCUCGAUUGUCGGGCGACGACACGGAGGAUCCUGAACAUAAGAAGAUACAGUAUCCUGCGGUUGAGCAUUGCUCGGCGUGUAGAUAUGUUAACAACAGUUGGAAUGAGGAGGAGGUUUUACGAUAUCUAAAAACGAAGUACAGUUACAGCAGCAUCAAGUUUGAUGGGAUCAACACUUCUGACAACAUAGAUAUAACCAAUAGCAACGGCUCGAGAGUGAGACCAGAGAGACUCGCCAAGGAGACGAAGCGCUCCACGGCUUUUGGAUGGGAUUUAAACAUAUUUGACAUUAGCAUCUGUGUAGUGUUGUACGUUACCUCAGCCGCAAUACUCGUGCUAGUAUGUGUUAAGUUCGCCGUUAAGAGGACAUAUAAGAAAAAGGGUCACAUAAAUCUACUGCCCAAAGUAUAAUUUUCCUUGUUAUCCUAGGUAGCAAACUGAUGGUAUUUAUCGUUAUUUUAACGUCAAAAUAACGUCUUUGAAAAAUCAAAAUGACGAUAAUAACAUCAGCUUACUACUCAAGAUCGUUUACGCUUUACACGCUUUACACAUCGUGUAACGUUCUUGGACCAGCGAAUAUCACUUAGACAUUUGAGUUCUAAUCAAGACAACGGUAAGUCUCAAUUUUUUAGGUUGUGAUAUCUUCCAUUUGUAAUGAUCAUUCCAACAGCGAAAGUUGAAUUUGCAUUUGAGCGAAUACAAUUUAAGAAUUUUUUGCGUUAAACUAAUGGCGUUGUAGCGAUUUAAAUACUAUCGAUAGUAUUCCAGUAAAUCAAAGUAAAUUUAAACUCUAAAUGAAUUGAAAAACAUUCACUUGAUUUUAAGUAAAAAAAGUGUAAUGCAAUCAGAUAAUUUUUUGCAGAUUAUAAUGAUUAAAAUUUUGUUACCAUUAAAAACAGCAUGUGCAAUAUUUUAUGCAGAAUGCUCGCAAGCGAGGGAUUAACGAUAUCUUUUUUCGUACGUUUUUUCCUAAUAAUUUAAUUUUUAAAUAAUUCUUUUUUAAUUUUGUUUUUUAUAACGUUGCCUGAAUUUAUUCAAAGAAAAUAUUUUUAUUAUCUACGAGAGAUGGUUCUAUUUAAAGGUUUGCAUCGUUUUGUAAAAGAUAGAAAUAUAGACGUAUGUCUGGUAAUAUAUACAAGUAAUGAAAUAAGAAUGGAUAAAGUAUGUUUAUAAAAGAUGUAUUCGAUUGUUUAAUAGACCUGUUCUUUUUAGUCGAACUUUUUAUAUAACUUUCUUUCUCUUUUUUUCCGGAAAAAAAAAGGAAAAAAGAUGAACCAUGAAAAAAGUUCAACCAAGAAGAACUGACCUAAUGUAUCGCUAUACUGCGAGCAAUGUUCUUUCAUCACCUUUUUGUGGCGCGUCAGAGAGCACGCAUAUAUCCAUUUAUAACCACAUUAUGUGAAACCAUAUAUCAUCAAAGAUAAUCGGGAUGUUUAUAUAUACUACUUGAUAAAACUUGAUAUUUCAGAGGAUUUCUUUUUUGUGUCUUCAAAAAUUAUAGAUUUUUAUGGGAUUUUAUUGGUAUUUAGGGUAAUUUUUGGAAUUUUAUUUUUAAAUUCUUUUUCUGAAAAAAAUUGUUUCUUUGAUCAUUUUAUUAAUCAAUUAAGGAAAGUAUAUAUCUCUAUGAGUCAACACCAAUUUUUCUUGUGUAAACAAUUUUAUUAAUAAUGCAAAAUGUUGAUAAUCGGUUGUUAAUAAACGGUCGAUCGAUAUAUUAAUAUACAUCCGCGCAUUUAUUCAGUAUCGUCCAAAAGAUUGGAAUCGCUUAUGAUUUUCUCGUAUCUCAUGAAAAGUUAAAUAUCUCAGUGAAAAUAAUCGUAGAAAAGUUUUCAGAAAUAUAUUUUAAAGAGGAAAGAAAAAACUUUAAUGUCUUUUACUUUCGUCUUUAUAGUAUUUUGUUUUUAAUAGCGAAUUUAACAGCUUACGGUGAUUGUGAGUACAAACUUUUUCGGUGCGACACAUUCGAUCAAUGUCCUCAGUCCUAUGUUGUGUUUGACAAAUAAAAAUUGCGCGAGGGUAGCGCUAAUUUUAUUUUUUAUUUGGACAAAUUAAACUGAAUGACGGCAAACUUUAUUGCACUGAAAUUUUUGACAGUACGGUUAAAUGACACUGAAAUAUAUGGGCGAAAUGAUAGCUAAAAUUUAUAUUAUAAACUUUUUAUAAACAAACAGUAAUAAUUAUGAAGUUCUUAGUAUUUUGUAUGGAAAACAAUUAUUAAGUAAUAUGUGUAUUUGUUAAAAUGAAAUUAAAAUAGAUUAUUUAUUGCAUACAUAUAAGAAAUUACAUGUCUCAAUCAUACACUUGGUAUCAAUCUCACGCCAAUUCAGUACCAUUUCAUUUUAACAUUGUCCUAAAUUAAUAUUGAAAUCAAUUGAAUUUAUUCGAAGAUUAUGCUGCACUAUCAGGGCAGAGUCGGUACAGAAUCAGUAAAGGUUUACCUAAUUCGCUAUAUAAAUUAUAUAAAAUUCAUGCUUUUUCUAACAUUAUUUUUACUUUAAGUGCUGACGACUUGUUUGAUGAUUAUCGAACAAAAUUAACAAAAAAUAUUAAUUUAAAAAUAGUUUUAAAUUUUAAAAUGGUAUUUAAAAGAAAUUGGUGCAAUAAUUUCUCACACCAAUAUUGAAUUUUUUGUGCAAUAUUUCACUUCUUAUUAAAUGCUUUUAAUUUUGAAACUUUAAAGGGUUUACAGAAGAAAAAAAAAGAAAAAAAUGUUGAUAACAUGCUUGAUUCACAUAAUUUUUUUUGAAAAUUUUUUUAUAUUUUUAUGAAAUGCGAGAAGAUCUCAAACGUUUCAAACUUAUGAACAAUAAUGUAUAUUUUUUUAUAAUUUCGCGAAAUUUUAUUUAAAAAAAUUUAAGGUGAUAGUAGAAGACAAUAUUAUAUUAUAAUGAGCCUUUGCUACUGUUUUAUAGGUUUUGCAGCUUUAAUUGUAGAAAAAGAUAUAGAUUCCUGGAAUCUUUGUCUUUUAUUAUGUAUAUUUACUUUGUUCGCGUUGCUUAUACUCUAAUUUAUUUCAAAGUUUUAUUGAAAAUUUCUCAAAUUAAAAAUUUUGAAUAGAAACAUCUGAACAUCUGAAAAUUCUUGAGAAAUUUUUUUAAGAUUUGAAUAAAAAACAUUUUGGUAAAACAAUGUACAACGCAAAUGUUUAGUAACUUCUUUAUCUGAUGGUAGAGUGCAACAUGACUGAAAUGGUUUUCUGUCGAGUUAUUAUUGUUAUUAAUAUAAUAUUAUUAUAGAUAUAAUUGAAAACCCUAAACAGUAUAAAAUCAUACUAUAAUUAAUUGUUACAGAAUGUAAGAUUGAAAGAAAGAUAUUCUCCUAUUAUUACUUUAGUAGUUUUCAGAAAUGUUUACAUGAGCCUUCCUUAUACAUAUUUUAUACAGUCGUUCUUUUACACUUUUACAUGAGAAACCUUAUACCGUUUAGGGUGUACCGUACCGGCAGGUGUUCAGACGAAGAAAAGAAUCGUACACCCAAUAACUGUUGAUAUUUAAUUAGAUAUUAAACAAAUAAAUGUCAAAUAAAAAAGAUAUCGUAAUACUCUGGUUGGCACAUUGUAAAUUGAAAAUUUGAGUAAAAAGAUGAUAUAAAAGA